This is a messenger RNA of Hevea brasiliensis (rubber tree), 2584 nucleotides long. RefSeq lists its product as uncharacterized. Lineage: Eukaryota; Viridiplantae; Streptophyta; Magnoliopsida; Malpighiales; Euphorbiaceae. The coding region runs from base 872 to 2245 and encodes 457 amino acids. The record is from RefSeq and is a predicted model, not a curated record. The transcript is spliced from 4 exons.
UUUUCAUAGGCCAAUGAGGCCAUGACGGGUGAUAUUCUAUUUGUUACGUGGACAUAUCUUGUUGGUUGUAAUAGCAAUUUUUAAUUUCUUUUUUCUUUAAAUAAAACGCUUCUUCGCUGAAACGUGUCCGAUAUUAUGCUAAUGUGGCAAAUACAUGGAAAUUCAAGUGGCCAUGGGGCAUCGUAAUAGCCGUUAGAAAUGGUUUUAACAACUUUUUAAAAUUGAACCGAUCCUUGAAUAACGCCCUUUUGCUGCCCCUUGAUGUAACAAAAAGAAAAGCAAAAGAAUUAAGGACCCACAUGAUACCUAUAAUUAACUAAGAAAUUAAUUAAUUAUAUCAAUCUACAUAAUUGUAAUUAAUUAUCCAGGUCAAAUUGCCAUCUUACUAGAUUUAGAUCAGACACAAACAAUUAUACUUGCAUAUUUGCCAAGUUCUAAUUGUCAUCAUCAUCAUCAUCAUCAUUUCUUGUUACAGAUUUCAGAUUCACUUGCAGGAAAAGUUGAGCAUUGGUUCCAUUUCAAUUUCAAAUCUUGAAUUCUGCCUGUGCAGAAAAAGUAGAAACACAACCGUUAAAAGAUUUCUCCUUUUUUGUUUUUCCUUUUUACAUAGAAACAGAAUAUGGAAAUCAUUUGCUUGCCUUUCUUUCUUGCUGCUUCUGCCCAUUAAUGGGCUUUCAGUUGCUCUAUAUACUUCAAAUUUGGUUAUUUGUUUGAUUUUCCAGUGUUACAUCUGGGUGUAUUGAAGAGGCUUCAGCCUAUUCUUCUCAUAUUAGCUUUUCUCCCUAUUGGGUUGUGCUUUGAGGGUUAAUUUCUGUGCUGCACUCUGCCAGGGAACUGUAGCUGUGUUGUGCAUAGGAAGAAGUGUAGGUCGAUGGUGCCUGAAACUGAUAUUACAGCGCUAGAAGAAGCGCUUUAUGCUCAACAAAAGCUUCUACAAAAGCUUAAUACAGAGUUGGAUGUUGAAAGAGAGGCUGCAGCCACUGCAGCUAGUGAAGCAUUAUCCAUGAUUUUGCGUUUACAAGGAGAAAAGGCUUCACUGAAGAUGGAAGCAAGUCAAUAUAAGAGGAUGGCAGAAGAAAAGAUGUGUCAUGCUGAGGAGGCUCUGGCAAUUUUUGAAGAUUUAAUAUAUCAGAGAGAAAUGGAGAUUGCAUCUCUUGAGUUUCAAGUACAGGCUUAUAGGUACAGACUCCUAAGCAUGGGUUGUAAUGACUUGGGCGUCUAUGAAAUUAAAUUUCCAGAGAAUUUAUUAAUUCAGAGAAAUGAUAAUUUGUUAGGGGACAAGUGUGUCAGUAGCAAUGUGAGGAGACUCAACUCUCAGCCUCAAGCUAUGAUCAAAGAUCCCAAUCAUAAGAAAAGUGCUAUUGAAAGAAAAAGAUCUGUGACUCCUGUUCCAGAUUCAAUUGCAAGCCCUGUGGAAGAAAAUAUGAAUCAAGAAAUUGAUGAUUCAGGGAAGAAUCUAGGGAGUACUGCAACUGUGGACCUUAAUUCAUAUUGGGAGCAGAUCAAAAAGUUGGAUGAGCGAGUGAAAGAGAUUUCAGAGAGCAAAGAUUCUGUGAGAAACAAAUCAACGAUCUGGAAAGGCGGUACCUGGUCUCCAUCUUUAUUUUCACAAGUGAGCAUUGGCACUUCUAUUGAUCCUGUGACAGAAGUAAAUAUUAAUGUCUCAGAUCAAGAAAAUUCACAGGCAAAGGAGGCUACUGAUGAUCCUGCUUGCUCUUCAAGUGUUCAGGAUGUUUUCGAAGUCCCACAGACUACUCAGAGUCAAAAACCCUGUGAGCCCUGGAAGAAAGAAUAUUGUUCAUUGACUUUGGAUGUUGGAAACAGGCAUGGAAAGCCAGAUUCAGUCACUGAGGACACUCUUGAGUCACCUAAUAAACAUGAAACAGACAGGGUAAAGGCAAUAUUACUUUCUACAAACCAUGAGAGGAAAUUAACAAAACCAAGAAAUGCAUCAAGUCUUUCGCGCUGUGUUUCGCCUGUUUUCCAAGCAGUUAAUCUAUGUAAUUCUUCAGCUGAUUAUCAACAGCUGAGUUGGAGAAUUGAUAGACUUGAGAGAGCCAGGAAUAAUGCAAGGCAAGAAAUUAUCGCUGCAGGAGAAGAGGAGUUGAAUAUAUUGAAGGAGAUUCGUGACCAACUCAAAUCCAUAGAGUUUGAGAUGAAAAGCUGUAAAGCUAAGAAAUCCCUUUUUCCAAAUGAACCAUCUCUAGAUCCUCUCCAAGAGGCCAUGUUGUACUUUUGGAUGUAAACAAUUAUAUAAUCUCAGACAGCUGCGGUUAAUCGUCUGCAAACUUUGGAUAUGUCCAUGAACAGAACUGUGUAAGAGUAUCAUUUAACUUUGGAAUUGUGUAAAUUGAUAGUACGUACAUGGAUUAGAUUUUAUUUUCCCUAUGAAAUGGUAUAUUGUUACAGAAAUUUCAUUUUCUACAUUAGUUGGUAGAAUGAACAAGUGAGUUUUAUUUGGAUUGCUUCAGGAAAGCUUGCAUAUAUGUUUUUACUCAUCAAAUAUGGAUUGCCUGGGCCUUUAGGCUAGGCUUGAAAGAAGCUCAUAGCUUGCUCAAUAAUUGAAUGAUUUGAUUUUUCUUUA